AUGGCCUCUUCUCAGCUCUUCGUUAUCCUUGCCAUCCUAGCCAUUUUCGCCCCUUCAAUCCUGGCUACAGAUUACGUCGUUGGUGACGAGAAAGGUUGGACUACUAACUUCGAUUACCAGGCUUGGGCUCAGGGAAAGAUGUUCGUUGUUGGCGACAACCUUGUAUUCAAUUACCCCAAAGGAGUCCACAACGUGUACAAAGUGAACGGCACCGGGUUUCAACAGUGUGCAGCUCCUGUCGGCGCUGCGCCAUUAACAAGUGGUAAUGAUGUGAUCAACCUUGCAACCCCAGGAAGAAAAUGGUACAUUUGUGGUGUUGCUAAGCAUUGUGCUGAUGGGGGACAGAAGCUCGUCAUCACUGUCAUGCCGUCGACUGCUCCAAGCCCUAGCCCCGUUGCUCCUGGCCCAAGCUCCCUCUCUGCAUCAUCCACUGCUCCUAGCCCUAGCCCCACCGCAGGAUGCAGCUAG
Rosa chinensis is the source of this 468-nucleotide messenger RNA. Its product is annotated as blue copper protein 1b. Lineage: Eukaryota; Viridiplantae; Streptophyta; Magnoliopsida; Rosales; Rosaceae. The transcript has 2 exons. Gene Ontology annotation, cellular component: plasma membrane. Gene Ontology annotation, molecular function: electron transfer activity. The record is from RefSeq and is a predicted model, not a curated record. Bases 1 to 468 code for a protein of 155 amino acids.